Vitrella brassicaformis is the source of this 4203-nucleotide messenger RNA. Lineage: Eukaryota; Vitrellaceae. The record is from the annotation of a GenBank genome assembly.
CUGAGUGUGACAGAGGCCUGCAGGCGCAGAUGGAGGAGCCACCGUCAGAUUCGGCGCAGAUGAAUGGCCCAGCGCCCGUCGAAAAAGUCCUCGAAGAACAAACGGCCACACAACGUUGAUCACAUGACGCAUGUGCUGAUUGUUCCCUGGUGCAGAAGGACGAGGGCCAGCUGGGAGCCACCAUCGUAACCGGCGGAACAGUAUUCCGGUAGGCAGGCAGGCAUUGAAUGCGCCACAAAGCGCCGCCUCUCGGACAGACAGACAGACAGAUAGACCGACGACCUCCCAGCCAGUCAGAUUCAAUACGUCUGUCUGUGUAUCUCUGCAUACAUAUGUGUGUCAUGUGUGUCUGAGAUUGUGGGCCCCUUAUGCUGAGAAGGUGUGGGUGGUGCUCAAGGGUCAGGACAAAGCCGAGAUGAAGAAAGAGGGAGACAACAACCUCUGGUCCGUCAAGGUGGAUGGCGUCGGUGCAGGCGCCGUCUACUCGUUUGAGAUUCAGGUAUGGAUGUAUGUUUCUAUAGUACUGGCUACACACACGGCCAUCUGCUCUGCCAUGGCCGGCCUCUCAUGACGUGGAUGGAUGGCUGGGUGUGUCGUGCAGCCCUUCUGGAACGAUUGCUUCCACACCGAGGGCAAAGUUCUGUCCCGAAGAGAUCCAUACGCACGGCAAACAGACUUCGACAGCAAUGACUGGUACGGUACCCACAGGCACCCACACCACGGAAACACAGACAGACAGACAGACAGUCAGACAGACAACAAAAGAACAACAGCUCCCUCCCACACUCUGCUCUGCAAGGCACUCACUCACUAUGUAUAUGUGUGUGCGCGUACAUGUGUGUGUAUGUUGUGUGUGCAGUGUGGUUGUCGACCCAUCGUAUUAUGAGUGGGCGCCAUUCUCAGCGCCAGGGUGGUCUGAGCUCAUCAUCUACGAGCUGCACUGCGGCACCUUCACGGGGAGGAACGACGGACUGGACCCCAACAACGCAUUCAAACACAUGAUAUCGAAACUCGACUACAUCAAAGACCUCGUGGGCGGGCAACACACAUACAUACAUUGCGUGGAUGUCGAUGCCUGGCCUUUGCUCUGUGCGUGCGUGGGUGUGUGUGGGUGUGGGUGUGGGUGUGGGUGUGUGUGGGUGUGUGCAGGGCUUCAACUGCAUCGAGAUGAUGCCUGUGCAUGAGUUUGGCGGCCAGUGGGGGUACAACCCACGGCUGCUCUGCAGUGUGCACGGCAAAUUCGGCACCAGUACCGAGCUCCGGGACCUUGUCAACGAGGCACACAAGAAGGGCAUCGCAGUACGUGUGCAUGCAUCCACACACGCACGAGGGAGGACCAACAGGCAGAGAGAGCACCACUGGCUGGCACACUAGGGAGGGAGUGAGUGAGUGAGUGAGUGACGGAUGCGUCUGUCUGCAUCUCUGUUUGGUUGAAGGUCAUCUUUGACGUCGUGUUGAACCAUGGGUCGGCGAAGCUCAACAGCCUGUGGAAUCACGACGGGUACGGCAAAGACAAACAGGUACGCACACGCACGAUACAGCCUGACUGACGCACAAAACCACGAUGACCAAGGACAUAAGGGAACCAACCAGAACAUCCAUCCACCCACUUAUCCAUCUAUCUAUCUGUGUGUGCGCUUCAAGGGUGGCAUUUACUUCGAGGGCGGCGAGGACACCCCUUGGGGAAAGAAGGUGAGAGAGACCUAAGGGCAGGAACGCCCAGGGCGGCAACAUAUGUAUGUAUGUAUGUAUGUGUGUAUGUGUGUGGUCAAUCAAGUUCGCUUUUCACAAGCGGGAGGUGCGCGAAAUGAUCAAGGCAUCAGCCAGAAUGUUCAUAGAAGAGUACAAGUGAGUGAGGGGGAGGGAGUGAGUGCACCCGACAGACACGUCGAGUGCAUCUAUGGCUGUCUGUGUUGUCUUUGCCUGCUUCCCUCCCUUGUCUGUCUUGUUUCACUGCAGUGGCGAUGGUUUGCGCUUCGACAGCGUGCACAACAUGCCGGUAGGCUCUGUGUCUGACAUCCACGUUCACUCACUCACUCAUACCUUGACCUUGAUGCCUGCUUUCUUGUGCCGCAUAUAUCCCACGGGACGGCCGGCCGCAAAGUGGGACCUGUUGCAGGUUUGACCACGCCCAUGCGGGCAUUGAUUGACUCGCACCGGGCACUAACUAGAUGUGUUUGUCUGCCAUCUAUGUGUCGCGAAGGAGAUUACCGGCGACAUGCGGCACCGGUACCCAAACAAGAUCAAAAUUGCGUGAGCAUCAUCUAGCUACCGCACACGCACACGCACUCAGAGCUUCCGUCCCUGCGCCCAUGUCAAUCAAUCGAUGUGCCGACUGUGUACGGUGCAGUGAGGUGAAUCUGUGAGUGCAGUGAGAAUGUGACUGAGGGUAUGACUCGGUCUCUGGUUUGUGAAUCAUUCCAAGGUCACUCCGGAGCAUCCAUCCAUCCUCCACUCGGCAGGAAAGGCUCAGCUCAACCUGGCACACACGCACACAAGCUGUUGGUCCAGGCAUCCAUCCAUCUGUCUGUCUUUUCUGUCAUCACAACAGGUUUCGAUUGUUGCUGGAUCCACGCGACCUACUACGACACAGUCAAGAUCAUGCGCGACGAGGAGCGCGAACACCACAUCGGCAAGAUGAUGGUAUGUAUGUGUCAACAAAUAAAUGCCUGCACGUCUUAAGAGGUGUGCGUAUGUGGACGUACACAUGGCCUGCCUUUCCGUCUGGCAUUCGUGUCCUCAGGCCAUGAUCAAUGGGCACGGGUGGGUGGGUGAUGUAUGUGGGGAUUUGUCCAUAACUUACUGCAAUAAUACCAGCCUCAUGCCAUCACUGUUGGAUGUGUCUUGUCUGUCUGUCUUGUCCUAUGGUGGUCAGCGGCUUCAAGACGUCGCAUGAGAGCUGCAACUCUAUUCUCGGCAGCCAUGAUCAGAAUGGCAGCAAGAAGGGGGGUCAGUCAGAUGGGCGGGUGGGACGCUACUUCGUGGAUCUCUUUGGAGGCCGCAACAACUGGUCUGCAUGCUCAUGCUAGAGGCGUGACGAAACUUUGCUGUGUUGGUCUCUCUGUUCUUCAGGCACGCUCGGGCCAAGUGCCGAAUGUGGUAAGACACACACACGCACCUGCACACACUGGUCAAGCAACUCGCUCAUUGUAUGUGACAAUAUGUGUGGGGUGGCAGGUACGGGCUUCAGGCAUUCAGCAGAGGCCUUCCGAUGAUCUUCAUGGGCACCGAGACGCAUCAGGGUGGAUGGUGGGAUGCCAAUCCGUCCCAGGCAUUCGACUGGGGCUUGCUGGAGGACCCCAUGGCCAAACAGAUGAAUGCACUGGUGAGAGGGAGGGAGGGAGGGAGGGAGGGAGGGGGCUGCUGUAAGGAGUGAGCCAGCCAGCCAGUGACUGGCGGACAGCUGCUUACUUGUCUGUCCUGUCUAUUUGGGCACACUUCUUUCUUCCCCUUCUUGACCGCGUGUUGUGUUGUGCGUGCAGGUGAAGAAGGCGAACGAGGUGCGGCUGGCCCACAAGGCACUGACAACCGAAAAUGAAGGCGUCAACUUCACUCACAAGGACGGAGGACACAGAGUGCUCGGUGGGUUUGCAGAGAGAGGCUGCCAGGCCAUUCGUUCACAACAGCAGGCACGGCACGGCAUAGAAAGACUGCAGACGAUGAAUGCGGCUGUGUGCCUUGCCAUGCAUGCCAUGGAUAGGCUUUGUGAGAGGCAACAUCCUGUGUGUUGUCAACGCAUCCGACAAACAAUGGGAGGACAAGGUAUGAGGGAGGGAUCGAUGCUAUCCUUACUUACGUCCAUCAUGACCGCCUCACUGCGGAUACAUGUGGUCUGUCUGUCUAUCUAUCUAUCAGGGCUACGGGGUUCAGACUCCUUUCGCCGGCAAGACCGUCACGCACGUCUUCAACAGCCAGGCCGAGGAGUUUGGGGGGUGGGCAGGUUCAUGGACAAGUGACCAGCCCAUCCAGGUGGGAGGCGAUGGCAAAGUGCACUGUACCAUUCCCAAGUGGAGCUGUUUGGCAUUUGAAGCCUCAUGAGGUGCGAGUUGGUGGCCAUAUGCAUGCUCACCUGCGAUUUUCUCGUCGGCUAUUCGGAUGGCAGUUUUGACCUUUAGGCAGCCAGCAAGGGACUAGCUAGUAGGGUGGACCUUCUGUGAUGGAUGCAUCCGUGAUUCAUUCAUUCAUGAUAAAGAAGUUCGCACC